Blepharisma stoltei is the source of this 1961-nucleotide messenger RNA. The record is from the annotation of a GenBank genome assembly. NCBI's taxonomy places the organism in Eukaryota, Ciliophora, Heterotrichea, Heterotrichida, Blepharismidae.
AUGGGAGCGUGUAUAUCAAAGGAAGAUGUAGCAGCCCAGAAAAAGAGACAGCAGAAAGGAGAUUUAAAAGUUCCUGAGUUUUUUUAUUCUAUGCAAAACAAGAAUUUUUUUAAAAAAGAAAAAAAAAUGGAUAAUUUAAGGCUUUUUUCUUUGCAAAAAGGUAUAUCUUAACAGACUUAACAAAAAAAUACUCCAACUGCACCCAGAUGCAAAAAUCAAUAAAAUCCAGAUUCCAAACCCUUUUGAUCUUCAUACUGAAUCAGCAAUUGGCUAUUUAUCAAAAACAAGGAUUAUGCUUGCAGGUGGCACUGAUUCUACUUCCUGUCUUACCAAUGAUGCUUUCAUUAUUGAUAUUGACGGGAUGAGACUCUAUAAUAUAUGCGGUUUACCAAUUCCAGCCAAAGAAGGAACAUUGAUUGAGCAUAAUGGCUUUGUUUACUAUACCGGUGGGCUUAUAGAAGCUGAAGACGAAGCUUAUUAUCUCAAUGAAGAGCCAGCGCCUCUAAUGAGGUACAGUAUUAAAAAUAAUUCCUGGGAAUAUUUAGAAAUCUCAGAAAAAAACGGUGAAGUCACUUUGUUUAUCCCAAAAAAAGUGAUGGAAAAAGAAGACGAGGGAAAAAUAAGUCCAAAAUAUGACAAAAAUUUUCCAUUAAGCGAUAUUAUAUUGCCUGGAGUAUUUUUAUAUGGUAAAAAGAUUUUCUUUAUUGGUGGUCAUAGUGUCAAUAUUCAUGGCAAGAUCAAGAUGAAUAAAAAUGUUUACAGUUUAAAUUUGGAUUCUCUUGAGUUUGUAAAGGAAAAUUUUAAGUUAGCUAUUAAGGCAGCCAAGCCAGCUUGUGGGAUUGAUGGUGAUAAAGUUAUUAUUGCCGGUGGGCAUGAUCCAAAUACUGGAAAAUCAAAUUCUCAAGUCUAUGUUGUAAAUAUAGCAGAAGCAGAUAUUGGGUCAAAAAAUUUAGAACCACUAAGCUUUGAAUUAUCAGAGGGUUACCCAGCAAUUAUUUCCACAAGUAGUCCAAUAUUUAUUUCCUUUCCUAAAUUUGCAUUUUGGAAUGUCAAAAAAGAAUGCUGGGAAAGUUAUGAUAUUGGAAUAACAAAAAAAGACCCAAAAAUGAGUAAAAAGGCUAAUUUUCCACAUAUAAUAGCUAACAAAAGCAAUAUAUUUGCAUUCUAAAAGCUUUUUCUUGGCACAUCCUCUAUUUAUCGUAAGUUUUAAUUUUAUAAAUCAUACCAAUUAAUAUCAAACAAAAUAAGUGCUAGAUAUUAAAUAGAGAAUUAAGAGAAAAUCCUUAAAAAUUUCCUCUUUAGACACCGAAGAUUCUGAACCAAAAAGCCAAAAAUCAACAAAUUCUUUUGAGGCCAACAAAAGUGAAAAGGAAGAGGAAAGUGAGAAUUCCAGCGAAAUAAAAGAUAAAGAUAGUAUAGAUAGUGCUGCACAGGAAGAAAAACCCGUUAAAAUUAAAUCCCCAAAAAUUGAAGCUCCAGAAAUUGAAGAAGAAUCACACAGCUUCAGUAACGAUAAAAGCCAAAGCAUAAAAGCUCCUCCUCAAGCUCCUAUUAGAUUACCUCCUGGAAAGGUAGAUAUAGUAGCUAGGCAAUUAAUGGCUGAUUUAAAGCUUGGAAGCAAAAUCUUGCCAAUAUUGAAUAAACAUAGUGAAAAAAAAUAUAAAGAAAAUAUCAUAAAUCUAAAUCCUAAACUUAGAAGACCAAAAAUCCAUUUAGAAGAAUAUUCAGACAUAAGCUCGAGUGAGGAAGAACAAGAACCCAAAAUUAGGAAAAAAAUAAGUUCUUCAGUGUUGCUUAAAGAAAAACAAGAAAACUCUAGUAGCAGUUUAACUGACGAUAAAUCUGAAUUGAUUAUUGAUCCUAAUGGAGAUAUUUCACCAAUACAGGUAAAAAAAAUCAUAAGCCAAAAUGGAAAAGCUAACACGGAGUUUAAAUUGAGCUUGAAGAGUGCUUGGAGUUAA